This is a messenger RNA of Funneliformis caledonium, 223 nucleotides long. The record is from the annotation of a GenBank genome assembly. NCBI's taxonomy places the organism in Eukaryota, Fungi, Glomeromycota, Glomeromycetes, Glomerales, Glomeraceae.
GGAAAUUUUUGAAAAGAGUGAGAUAUAUGAAAUUUAUUCGUCCGAAUUAAAAAAAGAAGCUCGCAGUUUAGUGCUAAAUGGUGAUAUGGAAGAUGGAGGGCUUGUCGAGUUGACACAGAUAUGGGAGCCUGAUAAGUUUGAAAUAAAGGAUAUUAACCCCGAAGAACUAGAAGAAAAAAAAACGCGACCGCCAACUGAUAAAAAAGACCCGCCAGUCAACUGA